AUGCUUGUCGUGAAGCCAUACGUGCAAUGGAAGGAGAUGAAGAAGAUCCAGAAUCAGGGCUACGUAGGCCUCGCCCAUGGUGACGGACCACAGGAAGACAUGGUUAGGCGGAGCGAUGAUCUAGAAGGCGAGGAAGAAGGAAAUGGGAGAGCUAUCGCAGAGGAGAUCGAUGAGGAGCACGACCAACAUGAUUUUGGUGAGGUCGUGAUUCAUCAAGUCAUCCAUACCAUUGAGUUCUGUCUGGGGUGUACUUCACUCACGGUACCAUAUUUUCGUCUGUGGGCGCUGUUGCUUACGCAUGCGCAGCUUUCUGAAGUGAUGUGGAACAUGAAGUUGGGAGGCGUUUUGGCGAGGGAAUGGAGUUGA
Messenger RNA from Heterobasidion irregulare TC 32-1, 366 nucleotides. Its product is annotated as vacuolar H+-ATPase V0 sector, subunit A. The coding region runs from base 1 to 366 and encodes 121 amino acids. Gene Ontology annotation, biological process: vacuolar acidification; proton transmembrane transport. Gene Ontology annotation, molecular function: ATPase binding; proton-transporting ATPase activity, rotational mechanism. The record is from RefSeq and is a predicted model, not a curated record. Lineage: Eukaryota; Fungi; Basidiomycota; Agaricomycetes; Russulales; Bondarzewiaceae. The transcript is spliced from 2 exons. Gene Ontology annotation, cellular component: proton-transporting V-type ATPase, V0 domain; vacuolar proton-transporting V-type ATPase complex; fungal-type vacuole membrane.